Messenger RNA from Cavia porcellus (domestic guinea pig), 1866 nucleotides. RefSeq names its product TDP-glucose 4,6-dehydratase (gene Tgds). The transcript is spliced from 12 exons. The record is from RefSeq and is a predicted model, not a curated record. The coding region runs from base 232 to 1167 and encodes 311 amino acids. Gene Ontology annotation, molecular function: dTDP-glucose 4,6-dehydratase activity. Gene Ontology annotation, biological process: nucleotide-sugar metabolic process. Lineage: Eukaryota; Metazoa; Chordata; Mammalia; Rodentia; Caviidae.
CCCCAGAAACCCCAAACUUCCUCGGCUCUGUUUCCUUUUGUAAUUUGGGUCCAGCUUUGCUGGGGGUCUAGCAAGGGAGAGUCCAAAAGAGCCGCUCUGGCCGUCUGUCUCCUCUCUCCCUGGCCGGCCAAGGCGUGUUUCCUUUGAAACUGCCACGUCUUUCAAUCGCCUGCUUCCCCAAACCGUGCAUCGCAUGUGAUUGUUUCUUUAGUAGAAGAUUAUCCAAACUAUAUGAUCAUAAAUCUAGACAAGCUGGAUUACUGUGCAAGCUUGAAGAAUCUUGAAACCAUUUCUAACAAAAAAAACUACAAAUUUAUAAAGGGUGAUAUAUGCGAUGCUCAUUUGGUGAAACGGCUUUUUGAAACAGAGGAAAUCAAUAUAGUGCUACAUUUUGCUGCACAAACACAUGUAGAUCUUUCUUUUGUCCGUGCCUUUGAGUUUACAUAUGUUAAUGUUUAUGGUACUCAUGUUUUGGUAAGUGCUGCUCAUGAAGCCAAAGUGGAAAAAUUUAUUUACGUCAGCACAGAUGAAGUAUAUGGGGGCAGUCUUGAUAAGGAAUUUGAUGAAUCGUCACCCAAACAACCCACAAAUCCUUAUGCAUCAUCUAAAGCAGCUGCUGAAUGUUUUGUACAGUCUUAUUGGGAACGAUAUAAGUUUCCAGCUGUCAUCACAAGAAGUAGCAAUGUUUAUGGGCCACAUCAAUAUCCAGAAAAGGUUAUUCCAAAGUUUAUAUCUUUACUACAACACAACAGGAAAUGCUGUAUUCAUGGAUCAGGGCUUCAAACAAGAAAUUUCCUGUAUGCUACUGAUGUCGUAGAAGCAUUUCUCACUGUCCUCAAAAAAGGAAAACCAGGUGAAAUUUAUAACAUCGGAACCAAUUUUGAAAUGUCUGUUGUCCAGCUUGCCAAAGAACUAAUACAACUGAUCAAAGAGACCAAUUCAGAGUCUGAAAUGGAAAAUUGGGUUGAUUAUGUUAAUGAUAGACCUACCAAUGACAUGAGAUAUCCAAUGAAGUCAGAAAAAAUUCAUGGUUUAGGAUGGAAACCUAAAGUGCCUUGGAAUGAAGGAAUAAAGAAAACAAUUGAGUGGUACAGAGAGAAUUUUCACAAUUGGAAGAAUGUGGAAAAGGCAUUAGAACCUUUUCCGGUACAAUCACCAUGUCUAUAAUCAGCGAUUUUCAGAGAAAAAAGAAAAUUAUCCUACCUCAACAGGCAAUAUGCAAUCAAGUGACCAAAUGACGUGCUUUCUUCUCAUUUGGAAUUAGAUCAUAAUUUCUUGUGUAUUACGUUCGCCUGCAAAAUGCCUCAAUCCUCGGAAGAGUUUCCAUAUUGGCAUAAGAUUCUGGAAGUCAGGGAAUAGCAGGCAUAGGAAGACUCUUCAGAGGUGAGCCAGGGAGGAAUCUUCUGGUUUUGAAACUAAAGGCAGGUGGUGGCUCUGGGUUGGUGGCAGCCAGCUUCCUGCCUUCCCCAGGGUCUAGGAAGUCUGUCUGCAGUUUUCACUUUUAAGCAACAUAUGAUGAGUAUCAUGCCCUAAUUCAUCUUUUUAAAGUCAGACAUUGUGCUCUAGUUGCUUUAAAAAUGGGACAAGAUGGAGCUUUUUAACUUUUGCACUUUUUAACUUUUGAUAAUUUUGUAAAAUUUAAGUUAAAAGCAGUACGGAAAGUUUUUAUAUUUUCAGAAUCAGUUGUUGACCUGCAGAUAACCUAUACCAGAGAAUUUUUAUCAUGUUUUUAUGUUUUAAAUGAUUUUAUUUAUAAAAUUGUCAGUAUUUUAAUGUAUUUAAUAUACAAUGUGGCUUUUAAGAUAAUGUAUGUUUUUAUUUUGCUGUAGAAAAAAAUUAAAAUAAUAUUUGAUUCAGUAUUUUAAA